AUGUCCGGGACUACUUCUCAGGCGGAUCCCACAGAUGCCACGGCGCGGACGAUUCUGCUCAACCAACCUCAGAACACCAAGUUCUGUGAUAACCAUGUCAGUACCACUAAGUACGGGGUGCUCACCUUCUUGCCUCGUUUCCUGUACGAGCAGAUCCGCCGGGCCGCCAACGCCUUCUUCCUCUUCAUCGCCCUGAUGCAGCAAAUCCCUGAUGUGUCUCCUACGGGUCGUUACACCACUCUGGUACCACUCAUCUUCAUCCUCACUGUGGCCGGGAUCAAAGAGAUCAUAGAGGACUAUCAAAGACACAAGGCAGACAACACGGUCAACAAGAAAAAGACCACAGUUCUGAGGAAUGGAGCCUGGCAGACCAUCAUAUGGAAACAGGUGGCAGUAGGAGACAUAGUGAAGGUGACCAAUGGGCAGCAUCUUCCAGCUGACAUGGUCAUAGUGUCCUCCAGUGAGCCUCAGGCCAUGUGUUAUACUGAGACCUCCAACCUGGACGGAGAAACCAACCUGAAGAUCAGACAGGGUCUCCCUCUCACAGCUGGUCUCCAGUCUCUGGAGGAGCUGAUGGGUCUCUCUGGCCGUCUGGAGUGUGAAGAGCCCAACAGACACCUGUAUGACUUCACUGGGACUCUACGCCUGGACAACCAAAAUGCGGUUCCUCUGGGUCCUGACCAGGUGCUGCUGCGAGGUGCCCAGCUCAGGAACACACAAUGGGUUGUGGGUAUUAUAGUCUACACUGGACAUGACUCCAAACUGAUGCAGAACUCGACCAAGGCCCCUCUGAAGCGUUCUAACGUGGAGCGGGUGACCAACGUCCAGAUCCUGGUGCUGUUCUGUAUCCUCCUGGUGAUGGCGCUAGUGAGCUCUAUAGGAGCCUCCAUCUGGAACAAACAACACACUGAGGAGGCCUGCUGGUACCUGUCACGCGCCGGUGACAUCUCCACUAACUUCUGGUAUAACCUGCUGACCUUCAUCAUCCUCUACAACAACCUCAUCCCCAUCAGCCUGCUGGUCACUCUGGAGGUGGUCAAGUUCACACAGGCACUCUUCAUCAACUGGGAUGUGGAGAUGUACUACGCGGAGACAGACACACCCGCCAUGGCUCGAACAUCCAACCUCAACGAAGAACUGGGCCAGGUGAAGUAUCUGUUUUCUGAUAAGACAGGAACUCUCACCUGUAACGUCAUGCAUUUCAAGAAGUGUACCAUCGCUGGAAUCACAUACGGCCACUUCCCUGACCUAGAUGUUGAUCGUUCCAUGGAGGACUUCAGUCCCCUGCCGUCCAGCAGUCUUAACUCCACAGAGUUUGAUGACCCCACUCUCCUCCAGAACAUUGAGAAGAGCCAUCCGACCUCUGCUCAGAUCUGUGAGUUCCUGACGAUGAUGGCGGUGUGUCACACCGUGGUUCCAGAGAGAGAGGAGGACCAGCUUAUUUACCAGGCCUCCUCGCCAGAUGAAGGAGCUCUGGUGAAAGGAGCCAAAGGUCUGGGCUUCGUUUUCACAGCAAGGACUCCUGGCUCAGUUAUCAUGGAAGCUAGGGGGAAGGAGAAGAGCUUUGAGCUGCUGAAUGUGCUGGAGUUUUCAAGUAACCGUAAGCGCAUGUCUGUAGUGGUCCGAACCCCCGAUGGGAAACUGCGUCUGUACUGCAAGGGAGCAGAUAAUGUGAUCUUUGAGCGUCUCACUGAUGCGUCUCAGUACAAAGAGUUGACCAUGGCACAUCUGGAACAGUUCGCCACCGAGGGUCUGCGGACUCUGUGUUUCACCUAUGUUGAUCUGGAGGAGGGGUUAUAUCGGGAGUGGCUGAAGGAGUACACUCGGAUUAGCACUAUCAUUAAAGACCGGGCCCAGAAACUAGAGGACUGCUAUGAACUGCUGGAGAAGGUAAGGGUUAAGGUUGGGCUUAGCGGUUAG
Salvelinus namaycush (lake trout) is the source of this 1920-nucleotide messenger RNA. Its product is annotated as phospholipid-transporting ATPase IB-like. Gene Ontology annotation, cellular component: plasma membrane. NCBI's taxonomy places the organism in Eukaryota, Metazoa, Chordata, Actinopteri, Salmoniformes, Salmonidae. The coding region runs from base 1 to 1920 and encodes 639 amino acids. The record is from RefSeq and is a predicted model, not a curated record. Gene Ontology annotation, biological process: phospholipid translocation; neuron development. The transcript has 20 exons. Gene Ontology annotation, molecular function: magnesium ion binding; ATP binding; ATP hydrolysis activity.